CAAAAAUUGGACGAAAAAAUUCGCAUACAAAGACACGAAUCUUGUUUAUUUUCAAGAUACUGAUGAAUAACACCCAUAUCAAUCAAUUUAAUUUUAACUAAGAAUAAUACAUUUCUAUAGUUCUAUUAGGGCAUCAAAUCGUAAUUUUCAUUGUUGUCUUAGUUGUUUAUUGUUGAUGUGGAUAUUCAUUCAAGGGUACCACCAGAUGUGACCAGGCACAAUGAGUAGCCAGCACCAGUAUAUGAAUGUGAACAACACCCCCAGUACACGUGUUGGUGACAUUGAACACAUAAGUCACCUGUCAGAGCACAUCGGUUCCCUGUGCCUCUCGUCAGAGUACUCAGAUGUGACGCUGAUCGUGGAAGGGCAGCGCAUCCCUGCCCACAAGGUUAUCCUCGCUGCCAGUAGUGACUACUUCAGGGCCCUGCUCUAUGGGGGUAUGAGGGAGGCUAACCAGGCUGAAGUGGAAUUGCAGGCACCAUUGCAUGCAUUCAAAGCAUUGCUACGUUAUGUAUAUUCAGGCCACAUGGGGCUGUCGCUGCUGCGCGAAGACACAGUGCUGGACAUGCUAGGUCUGGCGCACCAGUUCAACUUCCAAGAGCUGGAGGCCGCCAUCUCCGACUACCUGCGCCAGGUGCUCGCGCUGCGCAACGUGUGCUCCGUGCUCGACGCGGCCAGAUUGUAUGGCCUGAACGCUCUCAUGGACUACUGCUACAACUUUCUAGACAGGAACGCCACCGAAGUGCUCCAACACGAUUCCUUUUUGCAGCUGUCCGUCGAAGCACUGCAAGGUCUGCUAGAAAGGGACUCGUUUUUCGCGCCCGAAGCAGACAUCUUCAAAGCGGUGUGCAACUGGUUCACCGCCAACCAGCUGUGGGUCAAAUCUGAAGGCGGGCAGGCGCAAGUCGAAAAGAUCCUAAAGUGCGUCCGCCUCACGCUGAUGAGCCUGGAGGAGCUGUUGACGGUGGUGCGGCCCUUCUCGCUGGUCACGCCCGACAUGCUGCUCGACGCCAUCCAGGAGAAGACGCAGACCAAGAGCACCGACCUGCCACAUCGCGGCUUGCUGUUGCCAGAAGAAAACGUGGCGACACCGAAGCGUGGCGCGCGCGUCAUAUCUGGCGAUAUGCGGACAGCCUUGCUUGAUGGUGACACUGAGAACUACGACAUGGAGCGAGGGUACACGCGGCACACCAUCAGCGACGCCGCCGACAACCCCGGCAUCCUGGUGCGCCUCGCCACCACCACCAUCAUCAACCACUUGCGACUGCUGCUGUGGGACCGCGACAACAGGUCGUACGCGUACUACAUCGAGGUGUCGGUGGACCAGAAGGACUGGGUGCGCGUGAUCGACCACAGCAAGUACUUCUGCCGCUCGUGGCAGAACCUUUACUUCGAGCCGCGCGUCGUGCAGUACAUCAAGCUCGUCGGCACCAGCAACACCGUCAAUAAGGUGUUCCACGCGGUGGCGCUGGAAGCGCUGCACACGGCGCGCGUGCCGCCGCUGUGCGACGGGCUCAUCAAGCCGCUGCACAACGUGGCCACCGUCGAGCUGUCCGCCGUCGUCAUCGAGGGCAUCAGCCGCUCCCGCAACGCGCUCCUGAACGGCGACACGGAGCACUACGACUGGGAGCAGGGCUACACGUGCCACCAGCUGGGCUCGGGCGCCAUCGUGGUGCAGCUGGCGCAGCCCUACCUGCUGUCGUCGCUGCGGCUGCUGCUGUGGGACUGCGACUACCGCCACUACUCCUACUACGUCGAGACCUCGCUCAACUACUGGGACUGGGAGAUGGCGUGCGACCGCACCCGCGACGCUUGCAGAUCGUGGCAAGUGAUCUACUUCUCGCCGCGGCCAGUGUCCAUCAUACGCAUAGUCGGCACCAACAACUCUGUCAAUGAGGUGUUCCACCUGGUGCACCUGGAGUGCCCGGCGCAGGUGGAGGAGGCGCGCGAGGACCCGGCCGCCAAGAAGCAGCGGCCCUCGCCGCAAGACACGCGCCUCAACCCCACCAACAACAGCAGCGCGUCAAGCGACAACCCGCCUCGAGCUGCGUCGCCGUGCGAGUCAAGCGCCAGCGAGCCGGCCGCGCUGCCGCCCGCCGAGACGGCCACGGAGGCCGAGGAGCGCUACGACGAGUGAGCCCCGCCCCCGCGCGCCCGCCGCCCCCGCGUCCGCAGCCUAAGCUGGCUGUGCUGCCAUCUGCUUCGGCGCGACACGCUCAUCAAGAAAUAGGACAAAGUUCACUGUUCAGUAAGCCGAAUGACACUCGCUAAGCACCACUCGAGUUCGGUCUUCACUCCCGCGGCUCAGUUGUUCAACCGUCGAAAGUCAACUGAGAGAUGAUUAAAUCGGUGUCGCAUUUUCUAUACUCGUAAACAAUCUACGUCUCUUUACGAACGAUCUUCAGAUUCGACCUAGCGAACCGAGCUGCGGUACUCGUUGAAAUGUAAAAUAGACCCUAAACGAAAGUGUUACCCGACUUCCUUGUACGUAAAACAAAAUGUUAUCUAACUCAUAGCUCCAGAAAGCUCAAAUACAAAAAUAUUUCGAGUAUACUCGAUAAAAAUAAUGCUUGGCAUAUUUUCGUCACAAAACUACAAUAUUACUGUGGCCUCUCAUGGUCCGUCCUAUUCUAGCAAGUUUCCUAAAUUGGCCUAGCUAAAAGUUAGAGCAUUGACAGACAUCACACAAUUUUUUUAGACCUAGUAAAUAGCUACCAGUAAAUGUUUUAGUAUUUUAAACACAAAAUCCUGUAUAUUUCUAAUUGUAUUAAAUUAAAUAGUGAACAAAAUGAAGUUGUUGCAUAAGUGUGGACAUAUUUUUGGUAACUUUGCAAGAUUUCAUAGAACGUAUAAACAUAGUUUUAAUAUUUUGACCUUGUUUAGUUAUUUAGUCUGUAAGCUAAUAUUUUCUAGUCUUUCUCUGUCAGAGUUGUAUUUUUCUUUGCCAUGUUACACUAAUAGUACUAAUAUUGCGAUAAACGGUGUAUUUGUGUCAAAAUAUAGGCGGUACUUGCCAUUAUAAACAAGGUAAGGUCUGUUUCGGCAAAUAGUUGUACAAAUAUAUCGUCAUGUAUCUGAUAAUCGCAAUUCCAUCAAAAUGAAAUUCAAAGUUACUAUUAAAUCAUAUUGUGCCUCGUAUGUAGCUGCAGGGUGACGGAAUUAAUACACCACCACUGCUUUGUAAUAAGUAAAACGCAAUCUGAAUGUAAUAUGUUUUCUAUAUAAGUGUAAUAAAAAAGCUAUGCAUAAUUAAUUGUUUAAGCUGUACCUUGUUAUUUUAGGGUGGAGAAGUUAUGAAUUUGUUUCUUUAGACUUCUUCACUGUUUAGAGGUUGUGAUAAUGAAGAUGCAAGAUAAGUUUCUUCUAUCAAAGUUUAUUGGGAACAAGAUGAAGUCAAGUCGGACUGAGUAUAUUGAAAUGUGGAUUAAAAAUUAUUUUGGAACAUUUAUGUUAAUGUUUGUAUUUUGUAAUCUCAUAUCUUGUUAAUUUUAAACUGAGUCAACAUCAGCAAUCACAUCACGAUGGAGUCUUUACCAGUGACCAUGGAGUCCUUUGUAAAAUCAUGUCAAUAUUUACAACUCUUUUACUCAUACAAACAUACUGGCAUGAUUGGCCCAAAUUUAUUUAAUGAUAUAUUUGGAGUGUUGGAGGCAGCUCAAAUCAUUUUGAAAGUCGAGGCGUGAUUUGCAAAUGUUGACACUUCCAUAGAUUAAGGAUGCUGAUAAAUCUAAAAUGUUCACUACCUUUAGAACAAAGUAAUAUUCUUAUCACUUUAUUAAAUUGUUUAUCAUAUAAUUUACAUAAUAUAGGCACUUUACUUAUUCUGUUUCAGUUCUUGAUCUGUUUUUGCUUUAGAAGUUGUAGUUUCUUUUCUUAUUUAUUAUUAUGAAAGAAAACAUACUAUAAAGAUAGUGAACAUAUUGGAAUUAGGCUCAGUGUUUAUGGUUGGUAAAUUUAGGAUACUGUGAUAAAGGUUUGACUAGUUUUGCAAUGUAGGAGUAAUUGGAGAUGUAGCAAGUUAAGUAUCAUUGUGGAGCUUUUAUUUAUGU
This is a messenger RNA of Ostrinia furnacalis (Asian corn borer), 4049 nucleotides long. RefSeq names its product BTB (POZ) domain containing 9 (gene BTBD9). The record is from RefSeq and is a predicted model, not a curated record. NCBI's taxonomy places the organism in Eukaryota, Metazoa, Arthropoda, Insecta, Lepidoptera, Crambidae. The coding region runs from base 221 to 2137 and encodes 638 amino acids. Gene Ontology annotation, biological process: adult locomotory behavior; modulation of chemical synaptic transmission; circadian behavior. Gene Ontology annotation, cellular component: cytoplasm. The transcript is spliced from 15 exons. Gene Ontology annotation, molecular function: protein binding.